Messenger RNA from Melanotaenia boesemani (Boeseman's rainbowfish), 4382 nucleotides. Its product is annotated as rap guanine nucleotide exchange factor 4-like. The record is from RefSeq and is a predicted model, not a curated record. Gene Ontology annotation, biological process: spermatogenesis; Ras protein signal transduction; positive regulation of GTPase activity. The coding region runs from base 282 to 3269 and encodes 995 amino acids. Gene Ontology annotation, cellular component: plasma membrane. Gene Ontology annotation, molecular function: cAMP binding; guanyl-nucleotide exchange factor activity. Lineage: Eukaryota; Metazoa; Chordata; Actinopteri; Atheriniformes; Melanotaeniidae. The transcript is spliced from 30 exons.
AGUUAGAUGAGUAAUGAUUUCUUUUUUUUCCUUGGGCACUAACUAUAUUGUUUGUUGUUGUUUGUGAUCCCUCUCCUUGCCCUGAAAAAAGCCCAUUAGGGCAAACUGAUAAGAGUCAUCUGCAAGCCAGGAUGAAGACAGCAGUCUUUUGUCGCGUGAGGCAGCUCGGAGCAGAGGGGCGGGGAGGGUAGGGGGCGAAACCAGAGCUCACGUUCAUUAACGACCACCGACAACUGGGGAGCCUCCUCCGGCAGCAUCACAGCGACACGCAGCCGGGGAAGAUGGUCGCAGUGCAGACGUCCCCCAAUUCGUCUCCGUUGGCAGAGUGGAUCUGUUGUCUGGAUAAAAGGCCAUCGGAGCGCUCAGGGGAGGAUGUCGACAUAAUUCUGACCAGACUGAGAGAAGUCAAAGCCUUCCAGAGGUUUCCACCUCCACUCUUACUACAGAUCUGUGCCUGUGCCUUCUACGAAUGCCUGGAGAAGGGGAUCACAUUGUUUCGACAGGGUGACAUAGGCACCAGCUGGUAUGCUGUCCUAUCUGGUUCCUUGGAUGUCAAAGUAUCAGAAACAGCCAACCAUCAGGAUGCAGUCACUAUCUGCACGCUGGGGAUUGGCACAGCCUUUGGGGAGUCCAUCCUGGACAACACACCUCGUCAUGCUACCAUCGUCAGCAGAGAGACCAGCGAACUGCUCCGGAUUGAACAGAGAGAGUUCAAGAGUCUCUGGGAGAAGUAUCGUCAGAGCCUGGCUAGACUCUUAGCCCCGCCUUAUGGAGCCAUGGAGAGUGGAUCUAACAAUGACAGACUCACAGACAAAGACAACAUGAACUCAGACUCUGCAAACAAAGCUCACAAGAUUCCCUCAGAGAAGCUGCAGAGAGCAGGGAAAGUUCUCCGAAACGCCAUCUUGUCAAGAGCACCUCACAUGAUUCGUGACAGAAAGUAUCACCUGAAAACAUACAGACAAUGCUGUGUCGGCACAGAGCUGGUGGACUGGUUGGUGCUGCAGAGUGCUUGUGUGCUCACAAGGUCUCAUGCUGUUGGGAUGUGGCAGGCACUUCUAGAGGAAGGGGUGCUUAAUCACGUGGACCAGGAGCUGGGCUUCCAGGACAAGUACCUGUUCUAUCGCUUUCUCGAUGAUGAGGAGGAAGACACGCCAUUACCAAGUGAGGAGGAGAAGAGAGAGAGUGAGGAGGAGCUGCCAGAAACCAUCCUUUUUCUCGCCCAGAUAGGCCCUGACGCACUGCUGCGCAUGAUCCUGAGGAAAUCGCCUGGUCAAAGGACAGGGGAUGACCUAGAGAUCAUCUACGAUGAGCUGCUUCACAUCAAGGCCUUAGCUCACCUCUCCAACACGGUGAAGCGGGAACUGGCAAGUGUUGUGAUCUUUGAAUCCCAUGCAAAGGCUGGAACUGUGUUGUUCAACCAAGGAGAGGAAGGCACCUCAUGGUACAUCAUCCAGAAGGGCUCUGUUAAUGUGGUUAUCUAUGGCAAGGGUGUGGUGUGCACACUUCAUGAGGGUGAUGACUUUGGGAAGUUAGCCUUGGUUACAGAUUCACCUCGUGCUGCCUCCAUCGUCCUGAGAGAGGACAACUGCCACUUCCUCCGUGUGGACAAGGAAGACUUCAACAGGAUACUCAGGGAUGUGGAAGCCAACACAGUACGUUUGAAAGAGCACGAACAAGCCGUACUGGUUUUAGAGAAGAGUCCCCGAACUUCCACACUGGGAAGCAUCAAAUACACUGUGAUAUCAGGAACACCAGAAAAGAUUCUUGAGCACUUCCUGGAGACGAUGAGACUGGACAUACAUCACAAUGAACCAGAUCCAGCAGUGGAUGAUUAUGUUCUCAUGCACUGUGUCUUCAUGCCCAACAGCCAGCUGUGCCCUCUACUGAUGGCCCACUACCAUGCGGCGUCUCCGCCUGGCUCUGAACAGGAGAGAUUGGAGCACGCACUCAACAGUAAGAGGAGGGGCCUCAUUCUGGCCCUGCGCUGGGCAAACACACACACAUAUCUGCUGCAGGAGGAGCCCUCUGCAGUCUCUUUCCUGGAGGAGUUGUAUGAAAGUGUAUUGAAUGAUUCCCGGAUGCUGAGAGGCCUCAAAGACUUGGUUCCCGACCUGGAGAAAGUUGUGAAAUUACAUUCAGAAGAGGCCAAAUCAACAAAAAAGAAAACCCUGAUACGACAGUUCAGCAACGGAGAAGAAAGACUGCAGAAGAAACAGCCCAUUAGGAAUCAAGAUGACAUCCUCUUGAAGGUGUACUGCAGUGAUCACACCUACACUACGAUCAGGAUUGCAGUGGCAGCAACAGGGAGAGAAGUAAUCAGUGCUGUUACCGACAAACUUGGCACUACUGACGAGCUCCUGCUGGUCCACCUCAGCUCUGCUGGUGAAAAACAAAUCCUGAAGCCCAAUGAUGUGUCAGUGUUUUCCACUUUGAGCAUCAACGGGAGAUUAUUUGCCUGUCCACGGGAACAGCUCAACAGUCUGAGUACUCUUCCAGACCAGGAGGGCCCUUCUGCAGGAUCCAUGUCAACUUUUGAGCUGAUGAGCUCCAAGGACUUGGCUUAUCAGAUGACGGUGUUUGACUGGGAGCUUUUCAGCUGUGUACAUGAGCAUGAGCUCCUCUACCACACCUUUGGCCGCCAGAGUUUUAGAAGAACCACAGCUAAUCUGGACUUGUUCCUGAGGAGGUUCAACCAAGUCCAGCUGUGGGUUGUCACUGAAGUUUGCCUCUGCAGCCAACUCAGCAAGAGAGUGCAGCUCCUCAAGAAGUUCAUCAAGAUAGCUGCACACUGUCGAGAAUUUAAGAACCUCAAUUCAUUCUUCGCCAUCAUUAUGGGGAUGAGCAACCCUGCUGUUAGCAGAUUGAGCCAGACAUGGGAGAAACUCCCCACCAAGUUUAAGAAGUUUUAUGCUGAAUUUGAGAGCAUGAUGGACCCAUCAAGAAACCACCGGUCUUACCGACUAACAGUUACCAAACUGGAACCACCAAUCAUCCCCUUCAUGCCACUCCUUCUUAAAGAUAUGACGUUUACACAUGAAGGCAACAAAACAUUCAUUGACAAUAUGGUCAAUUUUGAGAAAAUGCGUAUUAUAGCAAACACAAUUCGACAAGUCAGGCACUGUCGAAGCCAACCAUUCAAUCCUGACAUUUGCCAGCCGAACAAGAAUCAAGCAGAGGUGCGGGGUUACGUUAGGAAGCUCUGUGUGGUUGACAACCAGAGGGUGCUGACGCAGCUGUCCUACAGGCUGGAGCCUCGGCGGACAUGAGCUCCAAAUCUUCCACCACCAUCGCCUUCUCUAUGAUGUUAGCAUAAAACAACCUCACACCAAACACAUUACCUGGAUAAAAAAAAAAAAACUCCACACACCUGGACUUUUAGUAGCAAAUCGCAGCAGUCAGUGACUUCAGCACUAUCAUGAGUUAAAGGACUUAUACUGUGCCGUUACAAGCCUCCUCCUCCUCCUGGACAGACAGAAACUAUCCGGCUGCUCUCUUGUCGCUGUGUCUCAGCUCCCAGAUUGAGGGUUUAUAUUGUACUAGUUGUUACUGUUUGGGACCUGUUAGAUAGAAGUGUAAUGUAUAGAACUUGACUCAAUAUCCUGCAUGACUGAACUCCAUAGGCUUUGUGUUCUAUACAGUGGAUUUCUAUCAGAGUGCCCUGUACUGUUGUGCUACCCCAAAUAAGCUCUAGUUUACAAUGAACGACUGUACCCACCUUAAGUAAACUUUCCUUUUGUGACAGUCUUACCCAGACACAUAGGAAACUCCACAAACUGUAGCGAUCAUGACUUAUUCCCAUAUUGCAUACAGAAAUCUAAAGGAACAUAUUUACUUCAUAAUCUACAUUAUUCUAUUCUAUUCUAUUCUACAGUCAUUUAGCAGACGCUUUUAUCCAAAGCGACUUACAUUUGAGACAUUAGCCUAAUUAAAGUCUUUAAAAUUUUUAGGAUUUGAGAUCCUUUAGGUAAAUAUCAGUGUCCCUUAACUAGUCAGACACUUUAAAACUACUUACGAGUGUUGCAUUGAUAAAAGCCCUUAUGGUAUUACAGGAAGUGUUCACAUCAAUCACUGUAGUAUUUUUUUUUUCCUGUUGGAGUGCAACCAUGAACAUGAAUCAUUCUAGAUGAUGAAGGUGCCUGAUUGCAUCUGUUCUGAGGUCAGCUGUAAAACCAAAUUGCACCUCAUUCACUGGAAGGGAUUUGCAGAUUCAGAGUUGAAAGAUAACUUGAUUUUUACGGAGAAAUCUUGUCAUAUCGACCAGUUGUGUUCAGUCUGUGUAAUUUCCUUUUUUUUUCUUUGUAAAUGUGAGUGUAGGUUUUGAAAAUGUUAUUAAUUUUUCUUUGAUCUCAGGAGCUUUUGCUGUGAUGAUGUGUGUUGAG